AAGAAAGAAAGAAAACAAGUCAAAAAGCUCGAUGAAAGCAAAGUGUAAUUCCCAAUCUCCGUUAUGGUAUGGAAAUGGAACGCCCUGUCGGAGAUGAAUCCUCGCCACCAUCUUUCUCCUUAUUAUAAUCAAUCCCUAUUCCAUUCCCUCACCCUCUUCUUCUUCUUCUUCUUCACACCUCUCUCCCAUUCAGUUUAAAACUCAUCUCCUUGAUAUGAUCCUCGCUAAAUUUACUUUUGAUUUCUCUCUCUCUCUCUCUUGCCUGCAAUGCACAGUGCAGAUCGCUGUUUGUUCAUUGAAUCGAUCAGGGCUUCAAAACAGUUGAAUCUUGAUCGUCCGUUUCUGCAGGGUGGUUUGUUCCUCAACGACAAAACAGUUUCUUCCUCGUUUGUUUCACCCAUUUCACUGAAGACCCAGAAAUGUUUCGAUGAUAAAAAUGACAAUGUCUUCUUGGUUUCGUAUUUUUUGGGUGGUCGGAAGACUUGUCAAACUCUGGGUCCUGUGAAGUCAAGUAUAGGUAGUAGAAGCAAAGGGGGUUGGUUCUUAUCGGUGAGUUUGUCGGCGGAGGAAGGGCAUGUUGGGGAAUCAGGAGAAGAUUGGGGGGAAAAUGGUGAUAAGAAUCUGGAAGCAGUGGAAAUAGUUGAAGAGGAGAAGGAGAAAGAGAAGAAGGGAUCAGGUGCUUUGAAUACCACUAAACAUCUCUGGGCUGGUGCUGUUGCUGCUAUGGUUUCAAGGACUUUCAUUGCUCCUUUGGAGAGAUUGAAGUUGGAAUAUAUUGUUCGUGGUGAAAAGAAAAAUCUUUUCGAACUAAUUAAAUGGAUUGCAGCCACACAAGGGUUGAAAGGUUUUUGGAAAGGGAAUUUCCUCAAUAUUCUACGCACUGCUCCUUUUAAGGCUAUCAAUUUCUAUGCUUAUGAUAUUUACAGAAGUCAGCUAUUGAAAUUGUCUGGAAAUGAGGAAGCCACAAAUUCCGAGAGGUUUCUUGCCGGUGCUGCAGCUGGGAUUACUGCAACUUUGCUCUGCUUACCAAUGGAUACUAUAAGGACAGUAAUGAUAGCUCCAGGUGGGGAAGCUUUGGGUGGGUUGAUCGGUGCUUUUCGGCAUAUGAUUCAGACCGAAGGGUUCUUUUCCCUUUACAAGGGACUGGUCCCCUCGAUUAUAAGCAUGGCACCUUCAGGUGCAGUCUUCUAUGGUGUCUACGAUAUAUUGAAGUCAACCUAUCUUCGCUCACCCGAAGGGAGGAAAAGAAUUCAAGACAUGAAACAAGGUGGUCAAGAACUGAAUGCAUUUGAACAAUUAGAAUUGGGUCCCGUUAGAACACUACUAUACGGGGCAAUUGCUGGUGUGUGUUCCGAAGCUGCUACAUAUCCAUUUGAAGUUGUGAGGAGGCACCUUCAAAUGCAAGUCCGUGCGACUAAGUUAAGUGCAAUGGCAACUUGUGUCAAGAUAGUUCAGGAAGGAGGAAUUUCCGCUCUGUACGCAGGAUUAAUCCCCAGCAUACUGCAGGUAUUACCAUCAGCUGCCAUAAGUUACUUGGUUUACGAGUUCAUGAAGAUACUUCAAAAAGUGGAGCCAGCAUAGACAUUUUAUCUACUCAACAUUUUUUUCUCCGGAUCGUUGGUGACUUUAUUAUCGAUUAAGGCUGUGGAUGUUUUCUCUUUGGGUAAAACGCCCAAGGUAAUUUCAGAUUUACCUAUACCAUUUUACAAACCAAUAGAUGGGCAAUGGACAAUAACCAAUGAAUGUACCCAAAAUCUCUUGCAAUGGACAAUAAACAAUAGAUGGGCAAGGCAAUUUCUGUGAAAAUCUCUUGUAUUUUUAACCAAUGAAUAUGUACCCAAAAUAUAUGGGUAAAAAAGCUAGGCUAUUUAAAAGUAAAACUCUCCUAAGACCUACAUUGUAAUUACAGGACACACAAAGGUGCAAA
Hibiscus syriacus is the source of this 1927-nucleotide messenger RNA. Its product is annotated as probable mitochondrial adenine nucleotide transporter BTL3. Gene Ontology annotation, biological process: transmembrane transport. Lineage: Eukaryota; Viridiplantae; Streptophyta; Magnoliopsida; Malvales; Malvaceae. The coding region runs from base 268 to 1581 and encodes 437 amino acids. The transcript has 4 exons. The record is from RefSeq and is a predicted model, not a curated record.